AUGAUACUGUUUUAUUACUUUCAGAAUGAGAUAGCAAUGGAUGAGGUCCAACCAUCUCAUUCUCGUCAAAGCAAGACUGAAUACAUGGACCUAAAAGAGGUAACUGCAUUUGAAAGUAAGCGCAAAGAGGAAGUGACACUCGGUAUCCCACAGGUGGAACGUUCAUCCCUAGGAACUGAUUACGCGCCUCUUCAUCCGUCAACACGCUCUUGGGAAAUUCCACGAAAUAAUGUCACCAUAGAAAAGGUUAUCGGUAAAGGUGCCUUUGGUCAGGUUGCCAAAGGAACCGCGAUGGAUGUUCGGGGGAGGCCAGGGAACACUCCAGUCGCUGUUAAAAUGCUUAAAGGUAAUCCACACCCCUCUUUUAGAACUGAAUAAGAUUAAUGCUAAUAAUAAAUGUGUGUUUUUAUUGACGAUUCAUGAGUAGUUAAACAUUCUAACAUUUUAAAAUAAGUCAUUAAUCAUUAGUGAGAGACAAUAAGUGACAAAGGAAAAUUAUAAAAGUUGGAACAUUAUUCAAAAACUUAUGAAUAUGAAGCAGUGGUCAUCUCAAUGAAUAGCGACGCUUGUAUCACUUAUAUUUUUUCGUUUAUUUUUAGCUUCUGCUCCUGAGUCCGACAGAAGCGAUCUGUUAUCUGAACUCGAAUUAAUGAAGACGCUGAAACCUCAUCCACACGUCAUACGACUACUGGGAUGUGUUACUGAAACUGGUAAAACAUAUAAUUAAUGAUGAACGUACUUUAACGUACAUAUCAAGACAUCUCAAGUUAACAGUUAAUGUAAAACUAUUUCAACAAUAAGUUUCAGUUUCUAAAUUAUUGCUGGUAUUACAGAAAACCGGCAUAUCACAUUUUCAAUGAACUGAAUAAAAGAUCUCGGGAAUAACCAAAACUAGCUCAUACAGGGCAUACCUCUAGAGAACCCAAUGGACUCUAAGAGCCGAGGACUCAAUGACACUUAUUUCAAAGACACGGAUAUCAAGCCUCGAACAAAUCUGACGUCAGAGCAACUGAUGAAGUUUGCCUGGCAAAUUGCUGAUGGAAUGAGUUACUUGUCAUCAAGAUCUGUAAGUCAAAGGAUCUGAGCGCGUUUAGAUAUGAAUUGUGAAAGAUUAGGAAAUGCUAUGAGAAACGUCAUCGAUAUCGAAUUAUUAAUUAAGAUUCUUGUACAAACUAAGCAGUAAGCCAUGCCAACUAUACUAAUUGAAGCAUAUGCGUGUGUAUUGAUUAAUAAAUGGAUUAAUUAUUUGCAGAGGAAUUAAUAUGCUAGUGGUCCAGAUGAUGGGUCGAAAUGAGUGAAUUUAGCCCUGAAUUCGAUUAGAUCCCUCGCAUUGAUUGGUUAACUAUUUCUUACAGAUCAUUCACCGAUAUCUUGCAGCUCGUAAUGUGUUGGUUGGAGAAAGAGAAACUUGUAAAGUGACUGACUUUGGAAUGGCCAGGAAUGUCCAACAGGAAAACAUUUAUGAAAGAAAGACAAGGGUACCUGAGUUAGGAGCUAAUAAGAAUAAUUAA
Messenger RNA from Porites evermanni, 1511 nucleotides. NCBI's taxonomy places the organism in Eukaryota, Metazoa, Cnidaria, Anthozoa, Scleractinia, Poritidae. The record is from the annotation of a GenBank genome assembly.